This is a messenger RNA of Brassica napus (rape), 2703 nucleotides long. Its product is annotated as putative pentatricopeptide repeat-containing protein At1g64310. The record is from RefSeq and is a predicted model, not a curated record. The transcript has a single exon. NCBI's taxonomy places the organism in Eukaryota, Viridiplantae, Streptophyta, Magnoliopsida, Brassicales, Brassicaceae. Gene Ontology annotation, biological process: RNA modification. Gene Ontology annotation, molecular function: protein binding; RNA binding. The coding region runs from base 520 to 2184 and encodes 554 amino acids.
UGGCCCUGCUUCAGACUCUGAGCUAACUUAGCUUUUUAAAACACACACACUUCUUGUUUUUUUUUUUGUUUUUUUUUCGCAAGAACCUUAAAUUAAGACAAAAAGUUUUUCGAAAAGACAACUUUAGUUUAAACUCUUGAAUAUUUUUGUUGUAAUUUUUACUCUUUUAGUUUCAAUUCUUUUAAUUAUAAAAUUAUUUUGUUGAAGUAUAAAAAUUAUUUUGAUGAAUUAUACAAUUAUAAAAAUUAAUGAAUUGUAAAAAUUAAUUUAGUUUCAAAAUUUUUGAGUUUAGUUACAGAGUUAUUUUGAUGAAUUGCAAGAAAAUAAACUAGACGAAUUGUGGAUUUACACUAUUAUUAUUGUUUAAUUUAACUGAUUUAAAUUAAUUUUAACUAAAAUUUAAAACAGUUUAAAAAAAAUUUAAGUUGUAUAAAUUAAAUUUUAAGAAAUUCAUAAUUUGCCGCGGCAAACUUAUUUUAAGAACAUUGCUUUUUGUUAGAUACUUUUCUAGCUUCUGCAAUGUCAUCGCAGUCGCAAUUACGUUUGAUUAUCAACGAGUUCUCUAGAAAAAUUCAAACGAAGUUGAAUACACAGAAGCUGCAUAGCUUCGUUACCAAGUCCCAACUCGCGCGUGAUCCCUAUUUCGCCACGCAGCUUGUCAGAUGCUAUUCCUUAAACGAUGAUCUUAUCUCCGCACGCAAACUGUUCGACGUAUUUCCUGAGAGAAGCGUUUUCCUCUGGAACUCUGUGAUUCGAGCUUACGCUAAAUCUCAUCAUCUUGGCCCCGCUUCCUCACUCUUCUCUCAGAUGCUUAGCUCCGAUACGAAGCCAGAUAGCUUCACCUACGCGUGCUUAGCUCGUGGCUUCUCAGAGAGUUCUGAUACAGAGGGGCUUAGGUGUAUCCAUGGAAACGCAAUUGUGUCUGGUCUUGGCUUUGACCAAGUUUGCGGCAGUACACUUGUUAAAGCUUAUUCAAAAGCUGGCCUAACGUUUGAAGCGAGUAAGUUGUUUUAUUCAGUAACAGAGCCAGAUGUUCCUCUAUGGAAUGCUAUGCUCUCUGGAUAUGGAAGUUGUGGAUAUUGGGACGAAGGAAUCAGUAUGUUUAAUUUAAUGUUACGUCAAGGGAACAGACCUGAUUGUUAUACGAUGGUAGCCUUGAUGACUGGAGUGAUUGAUCCUGGUUUAACACUCGUUGCUCGGUCUGUCCAUGGGUUUUGUUUGAAAGUGAAUCUAGACUCUCAUUCUUAUGUUGGUUGUGCGCUUGUGAGCAUGUACUCGAGGUGUAAGUGCAUAGCUUCUGCUUGUGGUGUGUUUAGUGGCAUCUCUGAGCCUACUGAUUUAGUUGCGUGUUCUUCUUUGAUAAACGGUUACUCGAAAUGUGGACACCACAAGGAGGCUUUGUGUCUGUUUAAUGAGCUGAGAAUGAGUGGUAAGAAGCCAGAUUCUGUUCUCGUUGCGAUUGUAUUAGGGUCUUGUGCUGAGUUAUCGGAUUCGCUCUACGGACAAGAGGUGCACAGUUAUGUUAUUCGACAAGGGCUGGAACUUGAUAUAAAGGUUAGCUCUGCUCUUAUAGACAUGUACUCAAAAUGCGGGGUUCUUGACUCAGCGAUGACUCUUUUCGCUAAAGUUCCAGAGAAGAGUGUUGUUUCGUUCAACUCUGUUAUUUUGGGUCUCGGCUUGCACGGAUUCGCAUCCUCUGCUUUUGAAAAGUUCGACGAGAUGCUUGAGAUGGGAUUGCAACCCGACGAGGUCACUUUCUCUGCUCUCCUUUGUACAUGUUGCCAUUCUGGUCUUUUACACGAAGGUCAAGAGAUGUUCAUGAGGAUGAAGAGGGAGUUUGGUGUUGAGCCAAGGACGAAACAUCAUGUUUACAUUGUGAAGCUAAUGGGAAUGGCUGGAAAAGUGGAAGAAGCAUUUGAGUUUGUGAUGUCACUGCCAAGACCGGUUGAUACUGGGAUUUGGGGAGCAUUGUUGUCAUGUUGUGAAGUUCACGAGGAUGCUCAGUUGGCUGAAGUUGUAGCAGAGAAGAUAAGAGAGAACGAGGAGGAAGAGAGAAGAAGUGUUUACAACGUUAUGCUCUCUAAUGUGUAUGCCAGAUAUGGGAAAUGGGAUGAAGUAGAGAUGCUUAGAGAUGGUGUUUCAGAGAGCUUUGGAGGCAAAUUGCCAGGCAUUAGCUGGGUUUAACCGCAAGGAAGCAGUUCAUGGCUUGGUUGGGUCUAUGUUGAGGCAUAGAUGGAAAAAAAGUUUAGGAAUGGAGUAUAAGCUAAGCAUAGAAGAAGCUCUUCGGUGAUGUUUGAGAAGCAGUACGAAGAUAAAGAGGGGAGAUCAAGGACGCCAUGGUUGGCAAAAGGAUGUUCAGUAGGAAGAUGAGGUUAGUAACAAGCUCUCGAAUUAGGAUUUUAGAGACGUGAAUGAUAGGUAAAUUGCUAAUGAUAGUGGCAGAGAUAUAUCUAUCCUUGGUAGAGUUGUUAACAUUAGGGAUCCUAUUUAUUUAUGUAUUAAACAAUAACUGAAAGUGCAGAACAUUUUUAGUACAUAAUGAUUUCAAGGUUGAUAUCAAACGGUAUCUCCCUUAACAAAGCUAGAAUAAGAAAAGCAACUAGGUAGGUCAUAAGAAAGUACACAGUAGAGGAGUUGUCUAUUUACUUCUUGGUUGAUUCCUUCUCAUUAAACUCCUUACAGAAUGCAAUUAUUCUUCCAGCC